AUGGGUCUUUCUGACCAUUGGGUCAAUCUGAUUAAUCAAUGUCUUUCUGUUGUUUCUUAUUCGAAUUUGCUAAAUGGUAGUUCUAUUGGUCUAAUGAAAUCUAAGAGAGAUGAAAAAAAGGGUGGUAGAAGUCCUCUUAAUUCUGCAAUGAGUGGCUUUAAUGAUUUUGUUGAUGCUUGUGGAUUAAUUCAGGCUCCUAAAAGUGCUACAAGAGGGAUUUCUGAUCAUGGUCCUCUUAUUGGUUCUGACACUCUUAUUGGAAGGGCUUUAAAUACUCCUUUCAGACUGAAGAAAAUACUCAAGACUUGGAACUGGGAAGUUUUUGGAAAUGUUCAAGAAAACCUUAAAAAAGCUGAAGAAAAAGUUAUGGAAGAAACUAUAAAAUCAGAUGUUGAUCCUGCCAAUAUUUCUUUAUUGAAUAAUCUGGUUACUGCUAGAGGUAAUUAUGAAAUAGCUGCAAAUAAUUAUAAUACUUUUUUAAGGGAUAAAGCCAGACUAAACUGGAUUAAGGAUAGUGAUGUGAAUUCCAAUUUUUUUCAUACUAGCAUUAAAAUGAGACAAGCACAAAAUACUAUUUAUGAAUUGGAGAAUGAUUCAAGAAACAUUAUUACUACUCAACAGGGCAUUUCAGAGAUUUUAAUAGACUACUUCAAGAAGAAAUUUGAGCACCAGUCAGUUCAGAUAAAUGAAUCUAUUUUUGAUGUUGUGCCUCAUCUUAUUUCUGAAGCUGACAACUGUUUCCUAGAAGAAUGUCCAAAUGAAGAGGAAAUUAAGCAUGAUGUUUUUAAUUUGAAUGUUGAUAGUGCACCAGGUCCUGAUGGGUUCACUGGAAUUUUUUAUAGAGCAGCUUGGGAAAUCAUAAAAGGAAACCUAGUGGAUGAUAUCCAAUUCUGUUGGAGAUACAACAUAAUACCAAGUGGUAUGAAUUCCAACUUUAUUGUCUUGAUUCCUGAAAUUAAAGGAGCUAAAGCUGCAAAAAGCUUCAGACCUAUAGGUCUUAGUAGAUAUCUGCCAAAUCCUUUUUCUCAGCAGCAAUAUGCUUUUGUCAAAAAUAGAAAUAUUCAUGAGAAAAUUUUGUUAGCUUCUGAACUAGUGAAUGAGAUGUCAACUAUUAGAAGAGGGGGUAAUGUUGGUCUUAAACUAGACAUAUCACAAGCUUAUGACACUAUGAGCUGA
Molecule: messenger RNA, 1176 nt
Organism: Papaver somniferum (opium poppy)
Lineage: Eukaryota; Viridiplantae; Streptophyta; Magnoliopsida; Ranunculales; Papaveraceae
Exons: 4
Coding region: 1-1176 (391 amino acids)
Source: RefSeq, a predicted model, not a curated record